CUUCGUGUAAACACUAUAUAAGAGUCCCGCGUCACGAGCUGACAGUUCAAAGACAUGACAAUGAACGUGAGAAUCGUCGUCACACUCUUUAUCGCCAGCGUGUUUCAGGGCACCCGAGCCGAAAGCAUCAACGACGCUAUCGCCACCCUAACCCCACAAAUCGUAACCGUGAAGACCAACAUAGACGCCAUUGUCCAAAAUGGCCGCAACCUAAUCAUACAAACACGUCGAACCAUCGGCCAAAACAUCGCCGAAGCUGAAACUACCAUCCAAGAACAACUCGACCAGUUGGACGAUAUUAUAGAACAAGCGGGACGUGAAGCCGAGGAGAAAGGACUUGACGUUUCCAAGUGCAUUUCUGACGUGUCGGUGGCACUUUCAGAUCUCGAUGUUAAGAAAUUUGAGACUUGUGGUGCCCACGAAAACUUACAUUCGAUUGGGAGCGAGUUUGGCAAUUUGAGAAAAAUCAAGGGCGAUUUGUCGCGAUCUGUGGGUCUGUGCAGAUCGACAAACCCUCACGACGUAGACAAUUUCAAAAAUUGUCUACAAACUAAUAUAGACGAAGCUGAAACGAAGAGUGACGGAGUGAAACAAAAAAUCACAAAUGUGUGUACCGACGCUGUUAAAGCCGCCUCCAAGUGUGUCGUUAAAGUCGUAGGAGAGCUAGAUACCACUAUCAGUACCGCAGCUCACGAUUUAAAACAAUGUUUAUUACAAAUUUUGUAACUUAGUGGAAUAAAACUUGUUUGAUUGGA
Molecule: messenger RNA, 755 nt
Organism: Zophobas morio
Lineage: Eukaryota; Metazoa; Arthropoda; Insecta; Coleoptera; Tenebrionidae
Exons: 2
Coding region: 55-726 (223 amino acids)
Source: RefSeq, a predicted model, not a curated record